Phalacrocorax carbo (great cormorant) is the source of this 3040-nucleotide messenger RNA. The record is from RefSeq and is a predicted model, not a curated record. NCBI's taxonomy places the organism in Eukaryota, Metazoa, Chordata, Aves, Suliformes, Phalacrocoracidae.
GGCAGGUCCGCGUGCGCGGCCGGGCUGGGCGAGCGCUAGAUGGAGUGAUGCAUUAAGCGAGACGGGGAGGUUUUAACCUUCAGGGGGAGGAGCCCCGUUUAACUACAGGCAUUUGUUCUAGGGCAGGUCACUUUAAUCUCUUUAGCUUUAAACUGUCCAACUCGCAACUCGCGUUUCUCUAUAAGGGAUCUUUACCACUUCCCUGCCUAUGCGGCCGGACUGCUGUGCCUCUCCCCGAGCAGAGACAACCGGCUUCGAGGCACUGCCCAGAUCUUUUCUUCCGACACCCUUAAAAUAAUACUGCAGCCCGGCGCCCCUGCCAUGGAUUCCUUUAAAGGUGGAAUGAAUUUGGAGAGACUGCCCGAGAGCUUGAGACCCCAACCCUCCCAUGACAUGGCUUCCAGCUUCCAUUUGCAAAGAUCCUCGGAACCCAGAGACCCGAUCGAGAACUCAGCCAGUGAAUCCUCCGACACGGAGGUGCCAGAAAAGGAGCGCAGCGGCGAGCAGAAGAACGAGGACGGGGCCACCGACGACCCGGCGAAGAAGAAGAAGCAGCGGCGGCAGCGGACCCACUUCACCAGCCAGCAGCUCCAGGAGCUGGAGGCCACUUUCCAGCGGAACCGCUACCCCGACAUGAGCAUGCGGGAGGAGAUCGCCGUCUGGACCAACCUCACCGAGCCCCGAGUCCGGGUGUGGUUCAAGAACCGCCGAGCCAAGUGGAGAAAGCGGGAGCGGAACCAGCAGAUGGACCUGUGCAAGAACGGCUACGUGCCGCAGUUCAGCGGGCUGAUGCAGCCCUACGACGACAUGUACGCCGGCUACCCCUACAACAACUGGGCCACCAAAAGCCUCACCCCGGCGCCUCUUUCCACCAAGAGUUUCACCUUUUUCAACUCCAUGAGCCCCCUCUCCUCGCAGUCCAUGUUCUCGGCGCCCAGCGGCAUCUCCUCCAUGAACAUGCCCUCCAGUAUGGGCCACUCGGCCGUGCCGGGGAUGGGCAACUCCGGCCUCAACAACAUCAACAACAUCAGCGGCUCUUCGCUGAACUCGGCCAUGUCCUCGCCAGCCUGUCCCUACGGGCCACCAGGCUCGCCCUACAGCGUCUACCGGGACACUUGCAACUCCAGCUUAGCCAGCCUCAGACUGAAAUCAAAGCAGCACUCCAGUUUCGGCUACAGCAGUUUGCAAAGCCCCGGCUCUAGUCUAAACGCCUGUCAGUACAACAGUUGACGGACUUGACAUAAACCACCUCCGACAAACACCGCCGACAAAGCAAAGCAGAAGCAAAGCGACGUUUAACGGAAAAGAAAAAAAAAUUAUAUAUAUAUAUAUAAAAAUAAAACCCGAUGAUGAUCAAAGACAAAACCCGAGCAAGUGAGAGAGGAAAAUAAAAAGCAAAACAAAACACUACCCAGAAAACAAAACAAAACAAAACAAAAAAAAACCCAACCAAAACCCAAAAGCUCCGCAGACUUCGACUGUCUAGAAAAAAAUAAAUUAAUGCAAACCAACGAUGCAACCAACAAAGCAGCGCUUUAAAAGAAAAAAAGAAAUUAAACAUAAACCAUCAAAAACCGUAAACGGACCAGAAAACUUUUGCAAGAGACACCGAAAUCUGGUACAUGGAUGAGUUGCAAUUUUUCUCUGGAUUAUGCGGGUUGUAUGUGUUUACUUGAACUUGCACAGGAGUUGGUAAGGCGGCCGCUCCCCCAGGGGAGGGCGGCCGGGGGGGGACGCCUCGGUGGUAAGAGCUGGUGGGACGGUUCUUGGCCGCUUGUCGCACGGGAAGAGUUUGGUUAAUGUUUACCACUGAGACACAGAAUCACACUCGGAAAACAAACAAACAAACAAACAAACAAACGAAAAACAGAAAAAAAAGGGGGGGGAUAAAAAAUUAUAAUUCGCAGAGUAGAUUCUGCGGUAAAAAAAAUGGUUAAAAUAUUAGGUAUGAAACUAUUAAAACUAAUAAUGACAAGGGUCAACCACUUAUAUAAGGUUAUAUUUAUAUCUACCGUUGCAUUGUGCCGGAUCAUUGUCCUUGGCCGUUGAAUAAACUGUUUUUAAAAUGCAUGAUUCUUGAUGUUUUUUCUUUAGUUGGAAGCUAUAAUCCAGUCAUUCCUGAUACUAAGCAGCUCAAGGUUCCUACCUCUUCAUCCUUUCCAACAGACUGCAGUAUCCCCGGUUGUGAGAGAGCACAGAAACCCUCCAGCGAUGCGAAAACUGUUCAGCGUUCUCCCCAACUAAAGUCUUAUCCUGAUAAUGAAAUUAUCGUUCAUCUUUAUUUAAAUGCAGGGUUUUUUUUUUUCUCUUAAAAACAAAAUAAAACCAAAACCAAACCUUUUAGAGAGUCUAGCGAAAAAACAAAAGACGAAAACUGGUCUGUUAUGAAAUGAAUCCAGAUACUGCAUCUCUGCUAGAGACACAGCGAGCCUCGGCGUCCGGAAAGGUUGCUUAGCAAAGCUGAAAGCGUUCCUUGCUUUUCUAACUGUGAAGGAAAAACAAGGAGGGGAAAAAAAAAAAACCAACCCAAACCCCCCGAUCUUAAGGUGUUAUUAUCUUAAGGUGUUAUUAUGUAAAUGUAGAUACUUUAACAAGUGCUUGUUGGCAAGAAAAAAAAAAAAAAACAACAUGGAAAUUAUAAAUAUGAUCUUUAUUAAUACGUAUACAAAACGCAUAUGAAGUUUAAUUGCAGGCAUAUUUGUUGCUUAUUUUUUGUCGAUACUUAUUACCUGUAGAUGACAAAGAAACAUAAUAUAAAAUGCACACGGUACUUCUUUUCCCAGUGUAUUUCACACCUGUGGUAAACGUUACGCUGGAUGUUUCAAUUAUGCUGUUGUGGAUAAGGAUGCAGUAUAUAUAUUGUUUUAUAAGUUAUGUUUUGUGAUUAUUUUUUUUUCAAAAUUAAGAGCAUGGGAAUAAAAAAAAAAAAACUAAACAAAAAAAAACCAAAAGCGAAACGAAAUCUAGAAAUGCCUUCAAUGUUCUUUUCUGGCUGUGUUUAAGAGAUCGACUAAAUAAGAAGAAAAGCAGUUUUCCCCCC